Hyphopichia burtonii NRRL Y-1933 is the source of this 2316-nucleotide messenger RNA. RefSeq lists its product as uncharacterized. The transcript has a single exon. Lineage: Eukaryota; Fungi; Ascomycota; Pichiomycetes; Serinales; Debaryomycetaceae. The coding region runs from base 1 to 2316 and encodes 771 amino acids. The record is from RefSeq and is a predicted model, not a curated record.
AUGAUAAAAAGCAUUCCACUCCGGAGAGCGUCACCUGCUGCAUCGUUAAAUGAUCCAGUUCAAACGUCAGAAAAUCUGCAGAUUGCGAUAAAUAAUGGAAGUCAAUUGACAAUUUUAGAUCCAAAAUUACCUUCAAUUCAUAAAACUUUGACGCUUCCAGCACCAGGGAAAGACCCAAUUCUCGAUCCUUCGGAUUUAUUCGAUAUAAGCUCAACUUUAUGGCUAGAACAAUUAGAAUCUUUUGGAAUACGGUCAUUGAGUAACCUUUUAGUAGAGACUUGUGACCAGACAUAUCAUUUAUCAAGAAUUUUUGAACCACAGAUCAUCUCACACAAAUGGUCUCCCUUAAACCCAUUAACAAAAGAUUGUUAUCUUGGGAUAUUGCUCAAUACUUCUGAGCUUUUCAUACUAGAAAGACAAACUCUUGAUUUAAUCAAUUAUAGACCGGCUUUUAAGAUCUUUAAUAACUUGUUAGAUCAAUUAUAUUUAUCCAGAGAUAAAAUUGCAGCAGAUGGGAAGAUUAAGGUGAACAAUGAACAAUACUCUUCACUAAUGAUAGAAUCAUUUGAAUUUAGUCAAGUAAUGAUCAGCGAAGGUGAGGCUAUCCCGCUUUUAAGUAUUGGAACGGGAUCAAAUGAAAUUUCUAUUCACCAAUUAAACAAGAGUUUUACAAAGUUAUUAACUAUUGAAAACCAACCUUCUAAAAUAGUAAAACAGGUAUGGUCUAAAUGGAAAAAGUCUAACAGCAAUAAUUUUACUAGUUUUUUAUCGUUCAUAUAUGCUGAUAAUCGAGUGACUACAGCAAAAUUGUUUUUUGAUAUAUCGACAAGUGAAAUUAGCAUUGGAAGGCUAAGUAAAGUUUCACCAAAUAAGUCUAGGUUCGAAGUUCAUGAAUUAGCUUAUACAGAGAAUGACCAACUAAUUGUAAUCUCAUCAACUUCGAUGAGGAUUUUUCAAUUAUCGAAAGAAAAUGAAAUGGUCAUCGACCAUAAGCUUCAACACAGAUCUAGAGUAUCAAAUGUUUUGCAAUUUAAUAAGUACGAAACGCUCACAGUAGAUCUUGCUUAUGAAAAUGGUAAAUUCGAACGUGUGGAAAUAACAAAUAAAGUUGGGAAAUUUUCAAGUAACUCUACAUUAAGUCCUAAGUUAUUCCAAGCAUUAGUGAAUAGAGAAAUGUACCGCUACGAAAUCCUAAAAUCCAAAGCCGGAGGUGAUGAAAAUGGGGAAGCAUCAAGUGAUCAACCACCAAACCUGGCACAAAAACCCUUUUUGAAUGAUUCAGUUAGUUUACGGUACUAUAACGCUGGGACUAAAUUAAUGGAGUCAAAUGGAAUGAUUGUUACAGUUGGACGAAUCAUUCCACAGAAUGUAUUGAAUUAUGUUAUUUCGUCACAGCUUGAAUAUUCGGUAAAUUUUACUCCUAUAAAAGAUAUAUAUCCAGAUUAUGAUUCAAAAGACAGUUUGAUCUAUAGCACAAGCACCAAUAAAAUGAAUUCAUUUUGGUUUAACUAUUACAAGAGAAUCCCCAUUAUUCCAACGUUUACUAACGAGAGAAAUGUGGUGAGCGAUAUUGAUGAAUUCCUUUCAAAAAUUCAAAGUUUAAAGAUGGAAGUAUUUGGUUCAUUAAAUGAAAAAACCAUUAACAUUAAAGAUUCAGUGAAGGGCACUACAUUUCAACAAUUUUUAUUCUCGAACUUUACUGCUAAUGCUGAAGUUUCAGACUUCCAAAAAGCGUAUAACUUCAAUAUAAUUAUACUCAAAUCAUUGUUUUUUUUAAGCUCUAAGCAGAUUAAUAAUGAAGAAAUUAAUAAGAUGAUACACAUCCUAAAAGAAGAACAAUUAAAAAUCGAGAUGGCUAUAGUUGACUUCAUGAUAGGUUUAGUUUUGAAAUAUUUCACGAACUUGAAAGAACAACUGCUAACCGAAGUUGAUAAAUUCUUGAUAAUUUCAUACGUACUUCAUUUACAGAGUCAAGGAGUAAGUGUCAAAAAUAUAGAGAGUAUACCAGAAAAAGCCGAACUUCUUGUUAAAACUGAUUUUUUUGAAGAAGAAUUUGAAGUCUCCAAAAACGAUAUUAUAGCUGACGACGAAAGAAUCCUUAAGGUUGUUACAUCCAAGUCUGGUCAUAAAUGGUCAAGAUGCUCACUAAGUUUAUAUCCAUUAUUAGAGUUGAAUAACCAGAUGGAUGAAAUGAAAAAAUUCAAUUAUACAGUAAAACAAACUAAUACGGGAUCUAACGAAUCCAUAAUCAAUAACUUAUUAAGUUCAUUAAAUUUCUGUAUUUAUACGGGGAAUAAAACUUAUAAUGUUAAUUGA